Symbiodinium necroappetens is the source of this 936-nucleotide messenger RNA. Lineage: Eukaryota; Dinophyceae; Suessiales; Symbiodiniaceae. The record is from the annotation of a GenBank genome assembly.
AUGGAUUCCUUCGAUGUGGCCGCACUAGCAUCGGAGCCGCUGGUCGUGUUCUGCGUGGCCACGGCGGGCAAAGGCGAGUUCUGCGGCAAUGGCCGCAACAUGUUUGGCAAGCUUCAGGAGCGGAGCGAUCUGUCCCUCAGCGAGCUGAAGUACUGCAUUUUCGGCCUCGGUGACUCGCACUACUGGGGCAAGGGCACCGAGGAGUCAAAGUUUAACUUUGCUAAACCGGCACGUGACUUGGACGAUCUUCUCGAGAAGAUGGGGGCCCAGCGCAUGAUGCCCACGGGCUUCGGGGACGACCAGGACACUGACCAGUAUCACACUGGCUUCGCCGAGUGGAAGGGCCAGCUUUUCUCCCGUCUCGGGGUUGACAAGGCCGAUGCCGCCGGUGGUGGUGACGAUGGCCCAGUGAAGACUGACGAGCAGAUCAAGGUAGAGACCAAGCAGCUGCGUGGUAGCAUGAAGGAAAGCUUGGAUGAUGUCACCACCGGUCAGAUCCCCUUCCAGGACACCAAGCUGAUCAAGUCGCAUGGCAGCUACCAGCAGGAUGACCGUGACCUUCGCGAAGAACGGCAGAAGAUGGGCGUAGAGAAUGCUUUUUCCUUCAUGAUUCGUGUGCGCCUUCCUGGUGGCUUCUGCACAGCGGAGCAGUGGAUCGCCAUGGAUGACAUUUGCCAGAACUUCGCGAAUGGCACUUUGAAGAUCACCACGCGACAGACUUGGCAGGUGCAUGGAGUCUUGAAGCGCAAUGUGAAGGCUACGAUGCGCGCCAUGAACAAGGCCUGCAUGGACACGUUGGCUGCUUGCGGCGAUGUUUGCCGGAACGUGCUCUGCACCUCCCGACCGGAUGUAUGCUCCAAGGAGCUCCAUGCAGAGAUCCUGCACUACACGUACGAGAUUCACGACCACUGCCUGCCUCGACACUGGUCGAAUUGA